Messenger RNA from Trematomus bernacchii (emerald rockcod), 1698 nucleotides. RefSeq names its product excision repair cross-complementation group 8 (gene ercc8). Lineage: Eukaryota; Metazoa; Chordata; Actinopteri; Perciformes; Nototheniidae. Gene Ontology annotation, cellular component: nucleotide-excision repair complex; Cul4A-RING E3 ubiquitin ligase complex. Gene Ontology annotation, biological process: transcription-coupled nucleotide-excision repair; protein polyubiquitination; proteasome-mediated ubiquitin-dependent protein catabolic process. The transcript has 12 exons. The record is from RefSeq and is a predicted model, not a curated record. Gene Ontology annotation, molecular function: protein binding. The coding region runs from base 282 to 1487 and encodes 401 amino acids.
GGUUCAUUGUGUUGAGCAGCUGGGAAGUUAGAGAAAUGUUAUGUUAAAUAAACAAGACAUUAUCAAAGCAAAGUGGCCUUUCGACAUUUAAGUAGCGUAUUUAGUUAUUAAGAGGCUCUAUGUGCAACAACAUGCCUUGUUGUUUGUGCUUCUUUUCAGUUACGAUUGAAAACUUAAUUCAAUGUAGUCAACAUGCUAGCCUUUGAGCUAGGUUGGCUAACGGUAGGAUAGUUUGGAGACUAGUCCUUUUAUUAAUAUAGUUUCAUCUUCAAAUUAUAGCAAUGUUGGGGUUUCUUACAGCCAGGCAGGCUGGUGUGGAUGAUCCUCUGCGACUGAGGCGUGCAGAGUCAACGCGGAGGGUCCUGGGUCUGAAGUUGAAUCCUGACAGAGAUGUUGAUAGAAUCCAUGGAAACGGCAUCAACACCAUUGACAUUGAAGCAGUAGAGGGCAGAUACAUGUUGUCUGGCGGCGCAGAUGGAGUGAUUGUCAUCUAUGACCUGGAGAACUACAGUAGGAAACUACUGUACACCUGCAAGGCAGUUUGCACUGUAGGCAGGUCGAGUCGGUAUGUCCACAAAUUCAGCGUAGAGACAGUCCAGUGGUAUCCUUAUGACACGGGCAUGUUUGUCUCGAGUUCCUUUGACAAGACCAUGAAGGUCUGGGACACUGAGACACUGAAGCCUGCAGAAGUCUUUGAGUUUGAGGGCAAUGUCUACAGCCACCACCUCUCCCCCAUCGCCAGGAAGCACAGUCUCAUUGCAGUUGGCACCACAGACCCUAAAAUCCAGCUGUGUGACCUGAAGUCUGGUUCACGGAUUCAUGUUCUUCAGGGCCACAGAGCAGAGAUCCUGUCCGUGCGGUGGUCGCCCCGAUACGAUCACAUCUUAGCCACUGCCAGUGCAGACAGCAAAGUGAAAGUAUGGGAUGUGCGUCGGGCUUCUGGUAGUCUCUUCACUCUGGACCAACACAAUGGAGACAAAUCAAAAGCAUCCUCUGAGGCAGUGAACACGGCGCAUAAUGGCAGAGUGAAUGGCCUGUGCUUCACUGGUGAUGGCCUCUACCUCCUCACCACUGGAACUGAUGACCGUAUGCGACUAUGGAAUAGUGCAACUGGGGAAAACACCCUGGUAAAUUACGGGAAGGUCUGCAACGAGAGCCGUAAAAGGCUUCAGUUCACAGUUUCCCGUGGCUGCAGCCCAGAGUUUGUGUUUGUGCCCUGCGGCAGCUCGGUGGCUGUGUAUGCCCUCCACACAGGAGAGCUGGUCACCAUGCUCAGAGGGCACUACAACAACGUGGACUGCUGCGAGUUUCACCCAGACUACCAGGAGCUCUAUACUGGAGGUAAAGACUGUAACAUCCUGGCGUGGGUUCCUGCCCCUCGUGCCCCAGAUGUGGAAGAAGAGUCAAAAAGUGCAAAUCAGGCUGCUGCUGACCAGUCCUCAGUGAACCCGGCCUUUCAGGAUGCAUGGAGUAGUGAUGAAGACUAAUGCUGUUUUUCUUCGUGUGGACAUACAAAGUGUCUGACUAUGGAAAUGUGCACACAUCUUGAAGAUGAUCCUCUGGGGAUAAAUGUGAAGAUAAUAACGAAUUUGGGGAAAUAUCUCUUGUUUCAUCAUUGCAGGCAUAGAUAAAGAUGGUAAAUUGGAAUGUGUAAAUAAUUGUAUACUAUUAUAAAGAUGCACAAAUGUUUUUUUUCUA